GCUCAGAGGCAUGCAUUAACAUUAGUAGUAUUUUUAGCCCCAACUUGGAUUGCAAACGCCUGAUUCCAAGAGCUCGCCGGAACCGCGGAUGUGGUGGUAGCUGAACAGAAAACCAGCACCCCCCUCGGCUUUACUUCUCUGCUCUGUUCAUCGGCUGUGUGUGGUGUUCUUAUCUUAUUGAAGUCUUCUGGGAAUUUUUGGCAUAAAAACAAUAUCUUUAGUACUUUGGUAGAGUAACAAGCUGAAACUGCUGUGGCCACAUCACAUGGUAUCACUGUCAGAGUCUGACCAUAUAAUUUCAGGCCAUCUGGUGCCGAAGCUGAACUCAGCUUGCAAACACCAGUACGCCAUACGGAGUCGGCGAUGUGGCGGUUCAACCGCAAAGGGCCCUCCGGCUUCUCCGGCGCCUCCACCGCCGAGGAGGUCACCGCCGGGAUCGAUGCCCGGGGAUUGGUCGCCGUCAUCACAGGAGAGGGCGCAUGCCGCGAAGACGCCAGAACAGACAAGAAAACGAACAGGAGAAGGGCGAAAAAAAAUUGAAAUCAGAUCACACGAAGAUCACAAGAACAGGUGCGUCGAGUGGCAUCGGGCUGGAGACGGCGCGCGUCCUGGCGCUGCGCGGCGUGCACGUCGUCAUGGCCGUGCGCAACGUCGCCGCCGGGCGAAAUGCCAGCGAGGCGAUCCGGGCGGAGAUCCCCGGCGCCAUAGUCCAUGUGCUGGAGAUGGACCUCAGCUCCAUGGAUUCGGUGAGGAGGUUUGCCUCCGAGUUUGAUUCUCUGAACCUGCCGCUCAACAUACUCAUUAACAACGCUGGAAUCAAGGCAUGGGGCUGCACACGGUCCGUUGACGGCCUGGAAUUGCAUUUUGCAACUAACUACAUUGGCCAUUUUCUACUGACAAAUCUCUUGAUGGAGAACAUGAAGAGCACAAGUAGUGAAAGCGGUGUUGAAGGAAGGAUCGUAAAUGUGUCGUCUUGGUGGCACUUUGCUAUUUAUCCUGAAGGGAUAUGUUUCGAUAAAGUGAAGAAUCCUUCGAGAUUCAGCGGUAUUUUUGCUUACCCUCAGUCCAAGCUUGCCAGUAUUUUGCACUCCACUGAGUUGCAAUUGGCACGAAUUCUAAAGGGAGAGGGAGACGGUGUUAACAUUUCGGCAAAUGCAAUAAAUCCCGGUGUUGUUGAAACCAAAAUGUUGACGCACAACAAUAUUGCUAAUGCUCUAGUGUUCCCCAUUGGAAGAAUCGUACGUAAAACUAUAGAGCAGGGUGCUGCAACGACAUGUUAUGUCGCACUACAUCCUCAAGUCAAGGGGAUAAGCGGAAAGUACUUCAGCAAUUGCAAUUUAGAUAGCCCAAGCUCACAUGCUUCAAAUGCAGAGUUGGCAAAGAAACUAUGGGAAUUUAGCUCUAAGGUUGUGUCCUAAUGUGGUUAUUAAAGUAUAGUUUGAGUUACACAUAUGAAUACAUAUGCUAUUUUAUUUCAUGUAAAUUGAACACAUAAUUUUCACAUACAUUCUAAAAGCAAAACGAGUGUGGUUCCUCCAAAAUACAUCCAAAUUAAAUGUUUUAACUAUAAUAUAUACAUCUGCCUCUAAUUAGUCUAGAAGUUGGGUAAAUAGACUUCAAGCAAAGUUCAGGUUCAAAAGUAGAUUUUAUAAUCCAUUUUUGAAGUCAACCUUUGCUCGAAGUCUAUUUUUCACCCUGAAUUUAUGAAGGCGGUUUUUUGCGCAUAGUACUCUUAUGGUAUAUAUUUUGUUAAUGAUGAUCACCUAAGACCCCACUCAGUGUAGAUGGACCAAUAGGUUAUUGAUACGGAAUAUUUUCCCCAUGUUUAAGAAAAUAAAAUUUGUCCAAAAACUUUAUGCAUUAACAUUGCUUAGACCACUUGUUCUGAGUUAUUUGUCUGUAAAUAAGUAGAUCAUCCAUUUAAUAGCCUUCAUCAUAUUUUAUCUAAUUAAUCACUAUCAUAUGUUAGUGAAAAAUCACUAUCAUAUCAAUCUAAACUACCAUGAAAAAUAGUUUAUAGUGUGGUUUGUCCUUUCUAAAAUUGGAGAUGAAAAAUAACCGGUAUUGUACUUCGACCAAAGAUUAAGGGCGACAUAUGGAUUUUACACUUACGAGUUAUUCCUAGAGAUGUAAUAUGCUUCAUUCUUUAGUAAUGUGGAGGCCCACCUCUUCUAAGCCUGAUCACUUCAUUGGCCGACAUUUGAGUGAGUCUUCAUUAAGUUAUGGCCUCCAUCGUUUCCUCUAUACAAAAUCAGCCGCUACCAAAAAUUUAAAUUUUGAAAGUUAAUUUUCAAGUUGAUAUUAAUUUUUUUUCAUCGAAGUUUAUCUUUUAGCAUUAACAUUUAAAUCGCUAAGAACACAUAUAUUAUAAAAGUUUUACAUACAAUUUUUUUUGUUAAUAUGUCUGUCAGUGUUACAUAUAAGACAUAUUAGCAAAUACAAGACCACCCGGGAGGAUAGGCCAAGACAAUCCAACAUACGCCAACACAGAUCUAAACAACUCCAAUAAUACAAGACAACUCCAAUCUCACCGAGUUCAUAUUCGAGGAAAUCGAUUGUCGCUCGCCGUCAACCACAUGUGAGGGCUUUAUGACGCAAGGCUGACAGAGACUAGAUUAGAUCAUCCUCAAUAUUGUAAUCGUAUGAUAUUGAUAUAUAAUGGCAAUAUUAGCUUUGGCCCGUAAGAAGGGGUCCGAACCUGUAUAAAAAAAUUC
Molecule: messenger RNA, 2714 nt
Organism: Oryza sativa Japonica Group (Japanese rice)
Lineage: Eukaryota; Viridiplantae; Streptophyta; Magnoliopsida; Poales; Poaceae
Source: RefSeq, a predicted model, not a curated record